Ruditapes philippinarum (Manila clam) is the source of this 4608-nucleotide messenger RNA. RefSeq lists its product as uncharacterized. Gene Ontology annotation, biological process: regulation of apoptotic process. The transcript is spliced from 7 exons. NCBI's taxonomy places the organism in Eukaryota, Metazoa, Mollusca, Bivalvia, Venerida, Veneridae. Gene Ontology annotation, molecular function: protein binding. The record is from RefSeq and is a predicted model, not a curated record. Bases 110 to 4192 code for a protein of 1360 amino acids.
GAUUACUGUACGCAUGCGCUGUCAAAUUGAAGAGAAUGGCGGAAAAUAGCCCCGGAUAAUAUUUUCUCAAAAUUUGAAGAAAUUGCGGUAAUUCUUAAACAGUGAUAACAUGGCAUCUUCCUACGACAAUUCCUCUGAGGAACAAACAGAACUACGCAGACUUCAUCAUAAACUUAUCUCUGAAAUUAACGAUGAUUUAGAUGAAAACAGCAAAGAGUAUAAAAAUUUGAUUUUUCAUUUUGGAACUUAUGUGCCUCGAGGAUUAAUUGCCAAUAAAUCGAGUCUAGAUAUAUUUGAAACUUUAUGCACCAGAAACAUCAUUACACCAGGAGAAAAUUAUGAAAAAUUGAAACAGAUAUGUCGAGACAGUGGAAAUGAUAUUUAUGUAGAUACAAUAGAAAAAUAUGAAAAGGAAAUGGAAAAAGUUCGAUCUCAACAUAGAUAUACAGAAAUCAAGAUGGCACAUGAGAUACAUUUAAAGAAUAACAAAUACCGGCAGUGGGUUAAGGCUGGCCUAGGCUUGGGUUAUCUUAAAGAGGGACUUGCACCAUUUUGUGAUGACAUUGGAAGACAGCAGCACAACGAUAUUAUUAACAAAAUACAACAAACAAAGACUCCUCAACCAAACAUACCAUGUGGCGCCUGUCAGAUAACAACUCUCCAGCCAGAUCAUGUCCGAGUCUCAAAAGGGAUAUGUCCCCUCAAACAAGAUAAAUGUAACUGUUGCUUUCCUAAUAAUAAGAGACCCUGUCCAAACAACAUAUGCGGUGCCAUCUAUGACAGCAUUAUACAGUAUCAUGCAUCAAUACCACCGGCACCUUUUUGGAAAAACAGUGAUGUCCAACAGUGGUCAACAGAACCGUGGGAGGUUUGCAAAUGUUUUAUAAAUGCUCCUGGGUACAAGGACAAGACAUCAGCAGUCGACACUGAUUGCACUGGGUUGCUUCAUGUUAUCAUAAAUAACAAGUACUUUCAUAGUCACAUUGGAUGCAAUGUUACAGGACCAAACAAUCUUUUUUCAAAGGUACGGCAGUACCGAAACGAAAUUUUUCACUCGAGCAAUAUGGAGUUAGAGGAGAGCAAAGCUAAUUGUUAUAUUGAUGACAUGAUAGCUGUUCUACAAGAUGGUAAAGAACUUUUACAUCGACAAGAUGCACAACAAGCUGUUGUUAAACUUCAAGAUCUGAAGAAGAAGGAAUUUAUUAUUACCACUGAAGACUUUAAAGAAAUUCUGACUCAAAUCAAAGAAAAUGCUGCAACAAAAGAGGAAUAUGAGGAGCUCAAACAUAAAUUUACUGAACUAAAAGCACAGGUGUUGGAAGCUGAGAAAGAACGUACAGAGAUGAAAAGAAAAAUUACUGUUCUUGAGACAGAGCAAAAAGAGGAGAUAAAAAGACGCAAGGUAGAAGAGUCUCCUAAACAAAAACAGUUAAAAUAUGAAAAUGCUAAAUCAGGUUGUCGUACUCAAUUGAUGGAACAUUAUCGCAGUGAUGUGCUUAAAGUAUCAGCAAUACCUUUACAACCAGAUGAGGAAAAUUAUAAUUUCAGUGAUGUUUAUAUAAGACCCACUAUAACAAGCAAGAUAGAAAAGAACAGAGGGGAGUCUGAGGAAAAAGAAAUAGAGUCCAUGUCAGAGAUUUUCACAAAGAGUGGGGAUCCACAGAAAUUUAUUUAUGUUGUUGGAGAUGCAGGGUCUGGUAAGAGUAGUUUCUGUAAAUAUUUGAUCAACUGUUGGUGUAUGGCACACAGUGAUGGACACAAUGAAGAUGAUGAGUUUGAAGAAGUCAAAGAAAUGAAGAAAUUUGAUUUCAUGUUUUAUAUUUCUCUUAGACAUAACAUAAAGAUCCGAAGUAUCCAAGAAAUGCUUGAAAUGCGUUAUGAUAAGAUAAAAAAUUUAAGUAAACUUCUGGAAAAUGAUUCUGAAAAGAUAAUUAUUUUGCUUGAUGGUUUAGAUGAAUGGUCUUUUGACAGUGAGACUAGGAAUGAGUUCCAGGCAGGCCUACCUGAACGUGACUUUACAAAGAAAUACACCAUUGUUACUACAUCACGGCCAUGGAAAAUUCACAGUUUGAGAGUAAGUAAUAGAGAGAUUCAUCAAUUAUUGAAAUUUAAAGGGUUUGAUAAAACACAUGAAAAAGAAAUGAUUAAGAAUACAAUAACAGCAUUGAAUGAAUCAUUAGAUCCUAAUGUGUGUGAAGAAAAGCUUAGGAUAACGUCUCUGGUUGGCCUGAAACAGGUACCAAUUAUGCUGCAGCAAUUGGUUUGUCUAUGGUGUGAUGGUAAACUUGAUAAAACUUCAAGGUGUGCUAUUUAUACUGGUAUGUUAGAACUUUAUUUCACCUGGAAUAUCAAUAAAACUUUAGGAAAUAAAACAGAAUGUAUGGAAAGUUCUCAGAAUGUUGAACUCCCUCAGUAUUUAACAGAUGUAGAGAUAUUUAGAUUAAAUAGUCAUCUUAUAAAUGGUGUGUCACGCUUGGCUUAUGAGACAUUGUUCAAUUAUUCAAAGGAUAAGUCCUUAACAUUUGACAAAUCUGUGUUUGAUGAUUUGAAAAUAUCACAUGAAAUGCGAGAAACAUGUCUGAAACUGGGAAUUUUGACAGAAGAUAAAUGUCCUUCUUUUUCUGUAUCCAAACCUAAAAGCUCUGUGUUCUCUUUCAUUCACAAAUCAAUGCAAGAAUUUCUGGCUGCAGUGUAUAUUGGCAUCAAUUUUAAUGCAAAAAUUGGUUUGUCAGAUAGUACAGGAAAUGUUGAAUUAGUCAAAAAGUUUAUUUGUGAGGUUUUUCGGAAAUGUUCAACAGUCAAUGACAUAUUAGAACAGUCAAAUGUUAUCAUUAUGCUAUCUGGUCUUGAACCUAGAUUAGCAACAUGUGUUUCAAAAUACAUAUAUGAUACUGUGUCAGAAGACUCUCGUGUUCAGGAAUACAGGAGAACAAUAAGAGGUUACAUGUAUAGGGAUCAUAGUUGUAUUACUGAUAUUCAAAAGCUUAUGUUUGAGUCAAUGAAAGAAUUAAAUGCAACAUGUAGUAUAGGCAGUAAUCCUGUAUUUUAUAUAGGAGAUUUGGUUAUUGAUAAAUGGGGUCGGUAUUGUGAUAUUGUUUGUUCAGGUAUUGAUCAGCAACAAAUUGUUCCUGACUCUGUUCUCUCUAUUAAUGUAAGUAGCAUCAACACAAAUAAAAUUAAAUUUACAAAAUAUUUACCAAUGUUUCAUCAUCUUGAAAAAAUUAAAAUAACAUAUAAAUCUGAAUUUCUAUUGUUAUCAAGUACACAAAGUGCUAGUACACAGAAUAAUGAGUUGAUUGAUGAGAUUAGCAAUUGUGUUUGUGAGACAAUUAAAGUAAAUACUUCAACAUUAAAAUCUCUGACUCUUCAUGUCUCUUACACUGGCAAGUAUUACCCAGUGUGUAAAACAGUUGUUAGUUACCUACCUAGUAUGAUCAAUCUUGUAGCAAUACGUAUGAGUGGUAUAAAAAUGAGUCAUGAUGAUACUACUACAUUUUGUAAUUUUCUUGAGAGAACCAGUCAUCUUGAACAAAUACAGCUUAUUAAUGUUAAAUGUGAGUGUGAGAAGCAGCAUGAUGUAAAUUUAUCAAAACAUCAACAACUUCAGUAUCUUGAUUUGUAUAAUACUGUUAGUGUGAUAGAUGCUGAUACUACAAACCUUGAAAUAUUUGAAUUUAGUCAAUUGAAAGAUAGUAAUUAUGAGAAAAUAUUUGAUAUUAUUAGAAAAUCUUACAAAUUAAAAGAACUAGAAUUGCAUGGAGAAUAUAACAAUAAAUCUCAAUUAUAUCAUACCAACAUAACAAAUAGACUAGUCAGAGUAUUACCAUUGUUACACAAUCUCAGUAAGCUUAAGUUAUGGCAUUGUAGGUUUACUGACAAUAUAAUACAGUUACCUUUAGAAAUGAAGAGUUUAAAGAACAUUAAGCUUUAUAAUGUCAUAAUGAGUUUGACAACAUGGCGGAAGUUUGUUGAUAGUUUUCCUGGUAUUCCUCAUACUGUAUAUGUGAGAGUAGAGGGCUGUUAUAUAACAGGAGAUGGUGAGGAGUUUGAUGGUGAUAGGUUAACAUUGAUAAGACAAGCACUAAGAGGAGGGAAGGGAAAUGAUGCUAUACAGUAUGUAAAAGAUAAGGAUCAGUUAUUUCAUGUUAAAUUAGAUAGUGUUUAUAGGUUUGAAUUUUCAACAAAAAAGUGAUAAAGUAUCCAAUGGAUAUAGUUACUUAGUGUUUGAACACUAAUUUUUGUUAUUCUACCUUUUCAACAAAAUAAUGGUUUGAAUUUUUAACAUAGUGAGAUAAAAUACAUGCAGAUAACAUAGUGUUUGAACUGAAUUAUUUUAUGUGAAAAUUUACAAUAAUUUUUAGCUCACCUGUCACUUUGUGACAGGGUGAGCUUUUGUGAUCGCUUUUCGUCCGGCGUCCGUCCGUCCGGCGUCCGUCCGUCCGUAAACUUUUGCUUUAAAUGACAUCUCCUCAUAAACCGCUGAGCCAAUUUCAUCCAAACUUCACAGGAAUGUUCCUUUGGUGGUCACCUUUAAAAAUUGUUCAAAGAAUUUAAUUCCAUGCAGAACUCUGGUUGCCAUGGCAACCGAAAGAAAAAUCUUUAAAAUAU